AUGUUGCUUCGCACCCGGACAGUGGCCAUUGGGGUUGUUCGCGGUCUGUUGCGUCCACGGCCAAACAUAGCAUUCCGAGGGAUAUACAAGAAGGAAGGCGAUUUAGCGCGCAAGGACGACCUGCUCGUGUGCCAGCACAAAAUGAAUUAUCAUCCCGGCUUGAAUGUUUACUUGAAAAGGGAUGGACGCGGGCAGCUGCUGUUGAAGGCAAUGUCGGAUGGUCGAGUGAUGAUCACCCAGGAGAGGAUCAAUCCGGACCUGACAAUCCCUGAAAUGCUUGUGUACGAAGGUAUGGAUGAAGUGUACAAGCUGACGUUCAAUGUAAUUCCGCUAGAUAUGUCAAAGAAUUUUAGGCUGAUAAAUGAAAUCUGA
Gongylonema pulchrum is the source of this 372-nucleotide messenger RNA. The record is from the annotation of a GenBank genome assembly. NCBI's taxonomy places the organism in Eukaryota, Metazoa, Nematoda, Chromadorea, Rhabditida, Gongylonematidae.